Messenger RNA from Sceloporus undulatus (fence lizard), 1062 nucleotides. Its product is annotated as tripartite motif-containing protein 2-like. Gene Ontology annotation, molecular function: ubiquitin protein ligase activity; protein binding; translation repressor activity. The coding region runs from base 136 to 1038 and encodes 300 amino acids. The transcript is spliced from 3 exons. The record is from RefSeq and is a predicted model, not a curated record. Lineage: Eukaryota; Metazoa; Chordata; Lepidosauria; Squamata; Phrynosomatidae. Gene Ontology annotation, biological process: protein polyubiquitination; negative regulation of translation; proteasome-mediated ubiquitin-dependent protein catabolic process.
UUCAGGGAGUCAUGAUGGAAGCUUCACAGGAGAGAAACAGAAAGUACCAUGUCAACAGACAGUCUGACAGAAUUUGGGUGAACUUGGAUUCCUGAUGUCCAAGGCUUAGGGUGGCUCUGUGGUUCUACCCACGCCAUGCACAGAGAGAUAGAAGAAAGCCUCAGAUAUAAUAAGAAAUGGAAACUUUCCGGGAUCCAGAAGAUUCAUUAUAAUGCAGUAGAAAAAAUACUGGGAGGGUUUGGUACAAUCCCAGGUAAACUGAUCUGGCCCACCAGUCUCACCACCACUCCAGAGGGCGACUUAGCAGUGAAAGACAGCGGCACCGGACACAUCCAGGUCUACAGUGCUGAUGGCCAACCUAAGCUUAGGUUUCCUUAUGGACCUGAACCAAUAAAGGGUCUAGGAGACAUUGCCUGCAUGAAGAACGGUGUGCUACUUGUGACAAAUGGAACCAAAACCAUCCAGCUCUUCAACAAAGAUGGUGAACUGAUCCAUGAGCUAAAAUCUCCAAAAGUAACCUGGCCUUAUUCAUAUGGAAUAGAAGUCCUGAAAGCCAACAGAAUUGCAGUGUCUGACUGGUCGAGCGGAGGAAAAAUUAACAUCAUUGGGGUGGAUUGGAGGAUGAACACCAUCCUGAAGACCCACUCAAUAGAAGGAUUCCACCGGCCAGUGCGCGUGGCUGUCAACAAGAAUGACGAGAUGUUAGUUACAGAAGGGCAGCUUUUUGGAAGAUUCCAGGGCUGCUGUAUCAAAGUGAUUGGCAAGGAACGAAGUGUGACGAAGACCAUCGGGCCUCGCUAUGGGAAAAAACUCGCUUUUGAAAACCCUUCUGGAGUCUGCGUGGAUUGUCAUGGGAAUGUCCUUGUGUCAGACGAAGGACAAAACUGCAUUGUAAUGUUUAAUCCCGACUCUUCCCUCAGUGCUGUUGUGGUGAAUGAGGGCUUGCAAGGCCCAAGUGGUCUAGCCAUGAUGGACCAUGGGCUGGUCGCCGUUGCUGACUGCUACAAUCACUGUGUUAAAAUCUAUAGGUACAAAUAAGCUCCACAACAUCUUUGUUCAAUA